Messenger RNA from Loa loa (African eye worm), 792 nucleotides. RefSeq lists its product as hypothetical. Gene Ontology annotation, molecular function: RNA binding; translation initiation factor activity; ribosomal small subunit binding. The record is from RefSeq and is a predicted model, not a curated record. Gene Ontology annotation, cellular component: eukaryotic 43S preinitiation complex. Gene Ontology annotation, biological process: translational initiation. The coding region runs from base 81 to 422 and encodes 113 amino acids. Lineage: Eukaryota; Metazoa; Nematoda; Chromadorea; Rhabditida; Onchocercidae. The transcript has 3 exons.
AUUUUCAGGUUUCGAAUUUAGCUGAGAUUUGGAAGGGAAAAGAGAAAAAGUUAUAUUUUCAGGGAUUUAGAAAGAAUCGAAUGGCUGCUUCAUCAUCGAUUCAAAAUUUAAACAAACCUAAAGAUGCUUUUGAGCAACUAGAAGACGAAGAGGGUACUCGCCAAGGCUUCUGCCAUAUUCGUAUUCAACAGCGAACUGGCCGUAAAACUAUCACAACUGUGCAAGGAAUUGCACCUGAAUAUGAUUUAAAGAAGAUUGUUCGCUAUUUAAAGAAGGAAUAUAAUUGUAACGGGACUACAGUGGAUCAUCCGGAAUAUGGUGAAGUAAUCCAGCUUACUGGCGAUCAAAGACAACAUAUUAAGGAUUUUCUUUGCAGAGUUGGUAUUGUUAAGGAGGAAAAUUGCAAAAUUCAUGGUUUUUAAAUUUAUAUGCACACGAGCAAAUUCAAUUUCAUAUGUACUUUUUUUUCCGAGAUUACUUUAGUGAUGUAAUUUUGAUGUUCGAUUUACUUCCUUCCUAAUAUAUUAACUGAUAUGAUUUAUUCUACCGGAUCAUGAUUGUACGUGAAUAUCUUAAUUUUCCUUUGUGAAUCAUUUCAUUGACAUCUAUUUGAUUAUCAACUGCAGCGCUGUCAUAGUCAGGUUUACGUGCAUAUUCAUUUCAAGAAAUGGGUAUGUAUGAGAAUGAGAUUAAUUUGCAGGAAUGUAAUCCGGUAUCCCUCUAUUUUACCCCGAUUUGUUUUUCUUGGUGCGGUUUUGAUGUGACAAUCAGAAUUUUCUUUUGAAAUAUUGG